This is a messenger RNA of Pedinophyceae sp. YPF-701, 2964 nucleotides long. Lineage: Eukaryota; Viridiplantae; Chlorophyta; Pedinophyceae. The record is from the annotation of a GenBank genome assembly.
AUGACGACGUCCGUGGAGGAAGUCGCGAAGGACCAGGUCCUGAACCUGCCGGUCCACGCAGAGCGCCUGUCGUUUGGCUGCAGCUGGCACUUCGCCGACGGCAAGGCCUGCGACUAUGACCUCGCGGCGGUAAUGCUCGGGGCGGACGGCUCCCUGAUCGACGCGGUGUACCACGGCUGCCUGUCGGCGCGGGGCGCGUGCGUGCGGCACGCGGGCGACGACCGGACGGGCAUCGGGGCCGACAUCGAGGAAGACGAGGUCAUCUCGGUUUACCCCGCGAUGAUUCCCGCCGCGGUCAAGUCCAUUUUCUUCAUCCUGACGUCGCCCGGGCCCCACGCCGAGCCCGCGAGCAUCACCGACCCCGACGCGCUCAGGUUCUCGGUGUACUCGUUCGACCCGGCGCGCGCGGAGGAGGAGGGCGGCCCCCUGGAGGUCGUGCUGAAGAUGGCAGACAUCAAGCAGUUCCUGGACGAGUCGCCGAACGCCAACACGCUCGCGAUCUGCGCCAUGUCCCGCGUCUCCAACGGCUGGAUCGCCAAGUUCAUGGUCGAGGCCAACAAGUCCCCCACCUGGGCGGGCCUCCUCCCCACCCUCGUCGAACACAUGAAGGCGCUCCCGGAAGUCGACCAUUCGGCUCUCGUCGAGCACGCCGACGGCGAACCGCCCGAGGAGCUCCCGCUCAAGUUCGACGAGGGCGCGCUCGACAAGAUCGUCGACAUCCUGCACGGCGCCGGCCCCCCGGAGCUGCCCCCGCUCCCGAAGCCGCGCAAGCGCGGCGAGGACGGCGAGGAGGAGGAGGAGGAGGAGGAGGAGGAGGAGGGGGAGGAGGAGGAGGAGGGGGAGAAGCCGCCGGAGCUGCCGCACAAGGUGAAGAAGGUCCGGAUCGACCUGGGCUGGAAGGGCUGGCCGUGGAUCAAGCCGGAGAAGCCUCCGAAGCCGGAGCGGGCGGAGGGGGAGGAGGAGGAGGAGGAGGAGGAGGCAGAAGAAGAAGGGGAGGAGGAGGAGGCGCCGCCGCCGCCGGAGCUGGAGUUCCACGGGCUGGUGUUCAACGGCAAGGGCGAGCAGAUCGCGGCGGUGGACUCCGGGAGCACGGAGGCGGACGGCGUGCGCGUGCUGGGCCCGGAGGACAAGAAGUACAGGGACCCGGAGCUGGGCGAGGGGCGCGACGCGACGGGGUUCCCCGUGCGCGCGUGCAUCCUGGUCGACCUCGCCACGCUCCCGACGGAGGCGCUGAGCCUCGUGUUCGCGCUCAGCAACUUCGAGGCCGGGAUGCCGGACGUGCAGGCGCUCUUCUGCCGCGUCGUCGACGUGACGGAGCCGGACCGGCGGCUGCACCGCGACCUGCUCGCGCACAAGAUCGUGCUGGCGCCCAAGGGCGCGCACGGGAACAAGAAGAUCGCGCUCCUGGCGCGCCUGUCGAAGAACUUCGACCACACGCCGUACUGGCACUGGCGCGCGGAGAACGACGGCUCGCGCUCGCCGGUGUCGCUCGUGGACGCGAUGCGCGGCCGCGGGUCCACGAUCGAGACGCUGCAGGAGUGUCUGGAGGCGGAGAACAAGCGCAAGGAGCAGGAGAAGGUCCCCGACGAGGACGCAGAGGAGGAGGACGCGGCGCCGAAGAUCGUGGAGACGGACUGGAAGUGGCGCGCGCGGGUGAUGCGCGGGGUGUUCUCGACGAAGGCGAGCCUCGAGGAGGCCGAGCGCGACCUGACGGACGCGGCGCUGUACGAGGGCGGGCGCGACGACAACGGGCUGCGCUGCGACCCCGCCGCGCGCAUCUCGUACCCGAACGGGGACACGUACGUCGGCGGGUACAAGGACGACCUGCGCAACGGGAUCGGGAUCUACAUCUUCGCGAACGGCGGCGCGUUCGCGGGGUCGUACCUGGACGGGCUGCGCCACGGGCAGGGCUUGAUGGUGAUGCCGGACAACAGCACGUACAUCGGGGCGUUCGAGAAGGACCGCUUCUGCGGCGAGGGCGAGUACCGCUACCCGGACGGCAGCGUCUACCUCGGGCGGUGGAAGGACGGCCUGCGGCACGGCGACGGCGUGUUUUGGUACCCUGGCCACGAGGCCUGCCUGCGCGGCACGUGGGCGAACAACUUCAUCAACGGGACCGGCGUGCACGAGACCGCGCAGUACCGCUCCGAGGCCACGUUCGCCGCGGGCAUCCCCGGCGGCGACGCCAAGUACACGAUCUCGCACGAGACGCGCGUGCAGGCGCUGGACGUGUUCUCGACGCGGCACGUGCUCUCCGACAACGGGCCGACGCUGACGAUGCCCGGCGCGUACGUGCCGCCGCCGGCCGCGGAGGAGGAGGACGCCCCGCCGCCGGACGACGACGAGGCGCCGCCGCGCUACGACCCGGCGCCCAAGCUGAGCAAGGUGGCGUACGAGCACACGGUGGGCGACGUCGAGGAGUUUCACGACCUCGAGUUCCCCACGCGCGACGUCCCGCAGCCGCGCGACAUCCCCGGGGAUGUAUUGAUUGCCGCUGUCGACGCGCGCCGCCAGAUCGAGCUCGUCCUGGGGCUCGAGGCCGACGCCGCGCUGGACCAGCAGGAGGACAGGCAGGUGCUCGCGGGGCUCGCGAAGCGGCUGGAGGCGUGGCUGACGGCGGCGGAGGGCAACGCUGCGCUGCUGCUGUCGAAGCUGGACGGCACCUGGGGCGUCGAGGCGGGCGAGGACGGCGCGAAGCCGGCGCCGACGCGCACGCACGUGGGGGUGCUGGAGUUCACGGAGGUCCUCAAGGGGCUGGGCGUGGAGGUCACGACGGACGACGAGUCGGUGAUGAUCAAGUAUAGGGAGGUGCGGGAAGAGGGGAUGCGCGAGGGGGAGGUGAACGGCGAGCUGUCGGUGGCGGGCGUGCAGAAGGCGCUCGCGGGGCUCGCUGCGGACGACUCGGGCGCGCCGCCGAAGCUCGGGCCGUUCGGGGAGUGGGACCGGUUCGGAUGGCACAUUUGA